AUGUCGCUGCGCGUCGCCCUGCUCGUUUUAACAGCCUGGGCCGACGCCAGCACCCCUGAGGAGGCCUCGCGCUGCUCGGCGUGCUGCUCCAUCGUCGCGGAGCUCGAACGGAACCUGGAGAUUGAGAAGCCGCGCAUGAACGUGGAUUUGAGACGGACGCUCGCCGGGAAGGACGCGGGCAAGGUCGUGGACUGGGCGACGUCGGAGCUGCGCACGCUCGAGCUUCUCGAAGGCAUCUGCCCGGCCAUGGAGCACUACGGCGUGACGCGCGUGGCGGACGGCGCCUACUACCAGCGCCACUCCGUGAGCGGCGGGUCCGUCCACGUGUCCGGGUCGAUGACGAUCGGCGGCGACAAGUACCAGCACGACCGGGGCUUCCUGCGGAGCUACUGCGAUCGGGUGGUGGAGGAGCACGAGGAGCCCCUGGGCGAGGCGAUCCGGGCCGCGGGGCUCGUGCAUCUGGCGCGGAAGAAGCGCGGCGGGCUCGACGCGAGCGGCGCGCGGGCGGCGCUGGGCUUAUCCGACGACGCGGACGAAAACGACGCGGCCGCCGCGUACAAGAGGCUGGCGCGCGAGCUGCACCCGGACAAAGGCGGCGACCGGGAGCGCUUCCUCGCGGUCGUCGACGCCUACGAGGCCCUCACGGGCCGGGAGCACCGGCCCUACGGCGACUUGUAUCGGUCGGUCUGCGUCGACGUCGUCGGCGCCUGCGCGUCCGAGGACGACGUCGAGGCGUCGAAGCGCUUCUUCCCGCGCUAUGACGGGUCCGCGAAGUUCCCGCGCGCGAAGAAGCGGCGAAAGCGGCGGCGGCGGAAGGAGCUGUAA
Messenger RNA from Pelagomonas calceolata, 825 nucleotides. The record is from the annotation of a GenBank genome assembly. NCBI's taxonomy places the organism in Eukaryota, Pelagophyceae, Pelagomonadales, Pelagomonadaceae.